Molecule: messenger RNA, 246 nt
Organism: Cooperia oncophora
Lineage: Eukaryota; Metazoa; Nematoda; Chromadorea; Rhabditida; Trichostrongylidae
Source: the annotation of a GenBank genome assembly
AUGACGUCACUCAAAACAUGGAUGGCCGAUUUGCCACCCGAAAUAGCCGACCAGCCCCUACGUCUACUCAAAAUUCCUGGCUCACACGAUUCGGGAGCGACGCCAGAGCUCAAUCCCAAGCUCCCGAUGGCACCUGAUGUACCUGGUUCUGUUAAGCGGCUAGGAAAAGUUUGUUUCGUCAAACCUGGUGUCAAAAGAUGGGGUGUUUGCCAAAGACUCGCUUCUCAUAGCAGGAAUAUCGCUUAG